Messenger RNA from Onychostoma macrolepis, 2540 nucleotides. RefSeq names its product protein phosphatase, Mg2+/Mn2+ dependent, 1Da (gene ppm1da). Bases 139 to 1764 code for a protein of 541 amino acids. Gene Ontology annotation, molecular function: protein serine/threonine phosphatase activity; cation binding; mitogen-activated protein kinase binding. Gene Ontology annotation, cellular component: nucleus; cytosol. The record is from RefSeq and is a predicted model, not a curated record. The transcript is spliced from 6 exons. Gene Ontology annotation, biological process: protein dephosphorylation. Lineage: Eukaryota; Metazoa; Chordata; Actinopteri; Cypriniformes; Cyprinidae.
GACCCCUGAAUUGUCAUGGUGCUUCUGCGCAUGCUCACAACAUCGAAGGUAAACAAAGAGGAAAGCGCGCACCCGGCCACAAUCCUGCCUAAACAUUAAACGCUGCUCUUCUACCGGCCUUUUUUGUCCGAUCAAAACAUGGAUGGGAUAUUUUCAUGUCGAGCAAGUAUUUAUUAUGACCAAGGCGGUAGGAAAUACAUGGAGGACUUAGUGACGAUGAAGCAGGAGGAUGAGCCGAGUGAGGAUGAACUGGACGCCGCCGAACGUGGCGAGAUCGCCGCACCAGCAAAAGACCAAAACCCCGACGCUUCGAUCCAAGACUCCAUCCCCGGAUCUAUCACUGUUACCUAUGUUCAAGACGAGGAACCUAGCUCUACUCUACAGCAGGCGUCGAUGCCCUCCUCUCACCCGUCCAAAAACGCCCGUCGGCCGCGGGCUGUGGCUAUGUUCGCCGUGUUCGACGGACACGGGGGUCCGGACGCCGCGCGCUUUGCUCGCAGCCAUUUGUGGGACCACAUAAAAAAACAAAGAGGCUUUUGGUCUGAGGACGACGACGAGGUGUGCGCGGCUCUGCGAAAGGGAUUCAUCUCUUGUCACCAUGCAAUGUGGAAGAAAUUACCGGAAUGGCCAAAGACGGUUACAGGACUACCCAGCACAUCAGGUACAACUGCAAGUAUUGUUGUAAUACGACGUGACCGUAUGUAUGUUGCCCAUGUUGGGGACUCGGCGGUGGUGUUAGGGGUGCAGGAUCACCCCUCUGAUGAGUUCUUUCAAGCUGUAGAAAUUACACAGGACCACAAACCUGACCUCCCAAAGGAAAGGGAGAGAAUAGAGGGGCUUGGUGGCAGUGUCAUUAAAAAAUCUGGAGUCAAUAGGGUGGUGUGGAAGAGACCCAGACUCACACACAAUGGACCAGUAAGAAGGAGCACUGUCAUCGAUCAGAUCCCAUUUUUGGCUGUGGCCCGAGCUCUUGGUGACCUGUGGAGUUACGACUUCUACAGUGGAGAGUUUGUAGUGUCACCAGAGCCUGAUACCGCUGUUAUCAAGCUGGAUUUGAAGCAGCACCGUUAUGUCAUCUUAGGCAGUGAUGGGUUAUGGAACAUGGUAUCACCACAGGAGGCUGUGUCUAUUUGCCAGGAAAAUGACAAUGCCAAGGCAAAGAACCAAAAGGAAAAUGUUUCAAAUGCUGUUCUGCUCGUAAACCAUGCCUUACUGAGAUGGCGUCAACGCAUGCUCCGUGCUGAUAAUACCAGUGCCAUUGUUAUCUGUUUGGAGCCGUUCGGGACAUCCUCUGAGUGUUUGCCACCUUACGAGACUGUGUAUAAUCUACAAGGACCAAAGUGUGGCUCCGUUCCUAAAUCUUGCACCAACUCUUUGGCCACUCAGGUUCCUGACAUUCAAGUACAGCUCAUCCCGGAGCAGAAUCCCGGCAGCUGUGAGACAAGCACAAUAUUUGAAUCAUCUCCCGAUAGCCUUACAAACUCUGAAGACCUGCCUUGUAAUGGCUCAUUGGAAAAUGAGGCCCAUUGUGACAGAGUGCCUACAGGCAAGCGGGUGCUAGAGGACGACUCCUCACCUGUGAUGAAGAAACCCCGUCAUAGUUUGUCCCAGUCCCCUCUUAACGAGUCCUCAUGUACAUCCUCAAAGAAACCGAGCACACAGUCCUCGGUGAGGAGCGGUGGUGGCAGCAAUGGUCAGAAACAGUCUGAAAAUGUCCAAGCGCUGCUUCAGCAGCAUGGGAAGACUACUGUAUGUGUUUGCUGACAUUCAUGGUCCUGUAACAAUGCAAUCUGUACAUUCAUGCUGGACAGUCAGACUCUUAUAUUAGUUGAUAUAAGCUACUGAGAAACCAAAUCCUGAAGCAAGUAACAAUGUCAAAAGAAAAAAAAAAAAAAAUCACUCGCUUCCAUUCACAACACUCAUGUUUUAGUGUAUGCUAGUGUUAUGUUGUUAUACUUUAUAUUUUUGAGACUAAUGAAAAUGUGUUGUUUGAUUUUUAAAUGAGUUUUAGUUUUUCCUCCAUUGUGUGUCCACUGCUCAGUUCUGUUAUGCUUCAGUUCAUUCAGGUAGACAUCAUGGAUCAAAUAGGGAUUUUUGCACUUUAAAUUGAAUUGGUGCAGUCUUUGUGGAAAAUUGGAGAAUUGUGGGGAAAAAAGAAAGAAAGAAAUUCUAUCUUCUGAGAAGAUAUUUCCCUGCAGCUUACAUGUCACCUGUUAUAUUUCACCUUUUUGGGAUCAAUGUUAUAGUUUUUUUUUGUACAUGGUUUUACUGAACAAGGAGAAUGGUUCAUAAUUUCUAGUGUUUACUGGUAUCUUAACCCUGUGUCAUAAGGUUUAAUGUUAACGUUGUAUGCAAGCUUGAACUUUACAAAUUAUGCAUUUAGGAUUUUAAGCAUUAUGGUUAUUUUAAUGUUUCCAAGGAUUUUUUUUUUUUCCUAUGAUGGAAGAAAUUGUCAUUCUAAACUGAAGGUGCUGCUAUGCUAAACAGGUCAAUAAAAAUUUUACAAUGAAAACUGUAUGUUCUUCAAAUAAAAUAUUGGA